This is a messenger RNA of Huiozyma naganishii CBS 8797, 849 nucleotides long. Its product is annotated as aldo-keto reductase superfamily protein. The transcript has a single exon. Lineage: Eukaryota; Fungi; Ascomycota; Saccharomycetes; Saccharomycetales; Saccharomycetaceae. The record is from RefSeq and is a predicted model, not a curated record. The coding region runs from base 1 to 849 and encodes 282 amino acids. Gene Ontology annotation, molecular function: oxidoreductase activity.
AUGCCAGUUCCUAAAUCGUAUAAACUUGCCUCCGGGUUCAACAUCCCAACAAUUGGGUUGGGAACUUAUGAUUUGCCACCUUCGAAUACCACGGCGAUAGUGGAGGCCGCACUGGAGGUAGGUUACAGGCAUCUAGACACCGCGGUGCUGUAUGGGAACGAGGCGGAAGUCGCGCAAGGUGCUAUGAAUUUCCUGGGGAGACAUCCCGAUGUGAGUCGAGAGGAUAUCUUCUACACAACAAAGCUUUGGAACAGCCAGUUCGGCUACGAAAAGGCGAAGAGAGCCAUUCGUGAGUGUGUCGAGUGUAUUGGUGGGCUUGGCUACAUUGACCUGUUGCUGAUGCAUUCGCCGAUCGGUGGCAAACAGGUGAGAAGAGGUACGUGGAAGGCAAUGCAGGAAGCUGUGGAUGACGGGCUUGUCAGGAGCAUUGGUGUGUCGAGCUACGGUCAGAGACACCUUGAAGAUCUGUUCGAGUGGUCGGAACUGAAACAUGCCCCCGCUGUGAACCAGAUCGAAAUCUCACCUUGGAUCAUGAGACAACAGUUGGCAGACUACUGUAAAUCGAAGGGUAUCGUAGUUGAGGCGUAUUCGCCACUGACCCACGGUUACAAGCUGGAUGACCCAGAUUUGUUGAAGGUCGCAGAGGAAACUGGGAAAAAUCCAGGACAGGUUUUGCUUAGGUGGUCGUUGCAACACGGCUACGUACCCUUACCGAAGACCAAGACGGUGUCUAGAUUGCAGCUUAACUUAGAUGUCUUUGAUUGGGAACUGUCCCCUGAACAUAUGAAACUACUGGACCAUCCUGAAGCAUACGAGCCUACCGAUUGGGAGUGUACUGAUACUCCAUAA